This is a messenger RNA of Triticum aestivum (bread wheat), 1102 nucleotides long. Its product is annotated as acetylserotonin O-methyltransferase 1. Gene Ontology annotation, molecular function: protein dimerization activity; O-methyltransferase activity. The coding region runs from base 8 to 1087 and encodes 359 amino acids. The record is from RefSeq and is a predicted model, not a curated record. The transcript has 2 exons. NCBI's taxonomy places the organism in Eukaryota, Viridiplantae, Streptophyta, Magnoliopsida, Poales, Poaceae.
AACAAAAAUGCCGCCCAUCCAAGACAAGCAUAGCUCUCGGGAGCUGCUCGAGGCUCAAGUUAACCUUUGGCACCAUGCACUGGGAUUCGUCAAGUCCAUGGCACUCAAAUGUGCGAUGGAACUGCAAAUCCCUAACACCAUCCAACACCAUGGUGGGUCUAUGACCCCGUCAGAGUUGGCCACAAAGAUCGGCCUCCAUCCGUCUAAGCUUCCCCGCUUACGGCGACUCAUGCGUGUGCUCACCAUAUCAGGCAUCUUUGCUGUUCAUGAGGCAGCCACGUCAAACAAGGAGAUUGUUUACGGGCUUACCCCAACCACACGCCUACUCGUCGGUGAUGAAGUUAAAUCAAACUUAUUUCCUAUUCUGUCUUUGAUGCUUGAUUCAACUGUCAUUGCCCCCUUUUUUGGCAUGCACUCAUGGUUCCUAGAUGAGCAUUCCACGUCGCUGUUCAAAAAAGCUCACAGCCUUAACUUUUGGGAGAUGGCUGAGCAGGAUGAUACUUACAACCAGAUACUCAAUAAUGCAAUGGUUUCGGAUAGUAACUUUCUCACGGACAUCAUCUUAAGGGAGUGUGGUGAUGUAUUUCUUGGCAUAAACUCUCUUAUUGAUGUUGGUGGAGGCCACGGUGGAGCUGCCAGGGCAAUUGCGAAUGCAUUCCCGCAAAUGAAAUGCACCGUGUUGGAUCUCCCUCAUGUGAUUGCAGAAGCUCCUAGUGAUGUCCAUGUGUCGUUUAUUUCUGGCGAUAUGUUUAAGUACAUUCCGCCAGCAAAUGCUCUUUUCCUAAAGUGGGUUUUUCAUGAUUGGGGUGAUGAAGACUGUGUCAAGUUAUUGAAAAAUUGCAAGGAAGCUAUUCCUCCCAGAGAUGCUGGUGGAAAGGUGAUAAUCGUAGAUAUGGUGGUUGGAUCUGGGCUAAAUGAGAUUGUAACAAGAGAGACACAUGUUUUAUAUGAUCUAUUUAUCAUGUGCGUUGAGGGGAUUGAGCGAGAGGAAUUUGAAUGGAAAAGGAUAUUCAUGGAAGCGGGAUUCGGCGACUACAAAAUUAUAUCAGUGCUGGGAGUUAGAUCUGUUAUUGAGCUCUACCCUUGAACACUCAAUUAAAAA